UACACAUUUCAUAUAUGGUCAUCCUUCUAGCUAAGAAAGGAAAGCCUUCCAGACUUCAAACUUAAUUAACUUUGAAAUGAAUAUGCAGAGAUCGGAAAUGGAUAGCAGAUUAUUUGAAGCAGCUAUUGCAGGCAACAUUAAUGCAUUACAUCAACUGCUCGAUGAAAAUCCAUUGAUCCUCGCCGAUUCUGCACUCAUUUCUCCGCAUGAGAACCCGUUGCACAUCGCUACCAAGGCAGGGCAGCUGGGUUUUGUGCGAGAAAUGAUUAGACUAAGGCCUGAAUCAGUGAGAGAAUUGAACAAAGACGGGUUUAGGCCACUAGAUAUAGCCGCAGCUUUGGGGCACAUAGAGAUAGUGAAAGAGAUAAUUUUGAGGAGUACUGGUACUGCAGGGAAGGAAGUAUGCAGUUUGAAGGGUAAAGAGGGAAGAACAGCCAUUCACUAUGCUGCUAUCAACGGUAAAGUUGAGGUCAUGGAUGAACUGUUUAAUGCUUGGGAUGGAUGUAUUAGAGAUGUCACGGCUUCUGGAGAAACUGCACUUCAUCUAACUGUAAAGUACAACAAGUUUGACGCCUUUAGAAAGUUCAUAGAAUGGCUGGAAUUUCGUGGUUCGGAAGAGCUUGUGAAUUCUGGUGAUGAAGAUGGGAACACAGUCCUCCACCUUGCAGUCUCUAAAAAGCAAUGCGAGUAUGUUCAACUGCUGCUCAGUUGUAAUAGCAAUAUUGCCAACAAAUUGGAGGUAAAUGCAAAAAACAAAAGGGGUUUGACAGCAAUGGAUAUCAUGGAAAAUUUGAUAGUAGAAAAUCCAAGUGAUAUCCGUUUACGUGAAACCCUUCAGCGUGCUGCAGCUUCAACGACCACAUCUCCACCGACAGCUUCUGCUCAGCACGUUGCAGUAAAUGUUGCGAACAAUCUGAAGCCUAAACGUCCAUCGAGAGCUCAAGCUGCAAAUGAUUGGAUCAAAUAUUUCCGUUAUCAGAAGGGGAGAGACUCACCAAGUGAUACCCGCAAUGUUCUGCUGGUUGUGGCCGCACUCAUUGCAACCGUCACCUUCCAAGCAGGAGUCGACCCUCCAAAUGGCUUGACUAAAAAUAACAUUGAAAGUUGUACCAAUAUAAAUGCACCUUCUCCUCUGGCACCGCCGCCAGUGGAAAAGCCGGGAAAGAUGGGCCCAGGACCAGCAGUGGGUUUAGGUGUACUCUUUGCAAAACUAGGCAGUACGCUGCAUGCAGCAGAGUAUUUCAUAUUUGUGAAUUCACUGGGUCUUGCUUCAUCAAUUAGUGUCAUAAUCUACCUCACAUCUGGAUUUCCUUUCAAGAGAGAGCUUCAUAUAUCUAUGUAUUCCAUGUUAUUUGCUUAUGGCUGGUCAAUACAAGAUAUUGAUUCAGAGAACAAGACCACACGUCAUAUCCUUAUGGGGUCUGCAUUUCUGUUACCUUUCUUGUUAAGAUGGCUGCCGAGGUGGGCUAAAAGAAUAUGGAGGUGGUACAAGAAGAAGACAUUAUUAGAGCACCAUCAUGUAUAAGGAAUUAGUUACUAGUGUUUUAAGUUUCAAUGAGUAAGGUUAUAUUCUGUAUGUUGAAGAAAUCUAGAAAUUUAUGGAAAUAAAUAUAUCCAUUUUUAA
Messenger RNA from Ziziphus jujuba (common jujube), 1624 nucleotides. RefSeq names its product ankyrin repeat-containing protein BDA1-like. The coding region runs from base 77 to 1525 and encodes 482 amino acids. The record is from RefSeq and is a predicted model, not a curated record. Gene Ontology annotation, molecular function: protein binding. Lineage: Eukaryota; Viridiplantae; Streptophyta; Magnoliopsida; Rosales; Rhamnaceae. The transcript has 2 exons.